This is a messenger RNA of Vigna angularis (adzuki bean), 393 nucleotides long. RefSeq names its product BTB/POZ domain-containing protein At3g56230-like. Lineage: Eukaryota; Viridiplantae; Streptophyta; Magnoliopsida; Fabales; Fabaceae. The record is from RefSeq and is a predicted model, not a curated record. The transcript has 3 exons. Bases 1 to 393 code for a protein of 130 amino acids.
AUGGAUUGUUGUGUGUGUACAACUAUGCCACUGAUACUAAGGCCUCUGAGGAAUACAAUAUGUGGAGCAUGUUACGAAGGAGUAAGGAGCAUAAUCAACAUGAUGAGCAAUUUCGAAACUGAGAAAGUAAAACUAGUAGUGGCCAAUCCAAAUCCAAACCCUUCUCUAGUUUCACGAAAAAAUUUGAGUAAGACACUUGAUGAUUGUAUAAGAUGGUGUUCAGAGCAUUUAGAACAGUUCAAUCAGCAGAAGAAAGACUUGGUUUUUCUGAGAGGCUUUGUUGCGGCCUUCAAAGAACAAAUUCACACAGAUAUAUUGGUCAUUCCAGGCAAACACGGUCCACCUAUACCUGCACAUAAGUCCGUUUUGUUUUUAAACGUGACAUUCACAUAG